UAGAGUGAAACAAAUCUAAAGAGAAAAACAUAGAUCCGUCUUAGUGGGUAUACAAUUAUUCAAUCAAACUCACAUUUUUCUGCUGGUUUGUAUCUUCUAAUGGGAGCGCUUUUCAAACCCUGUUGUUUUGGUAUAUAAUGAAAAAGAUAAUUUUUCCAUUUGGGGGUUUGAUUUCAAUUGAGUGACAUUCAUUGACCGAAGCCAAAGGACAAAACUUUUCCUUCUGGGUUCUACCGACAAGAGCUGACUUCUCCAAAUCCCGAGUUGAAGUUUCUCAGAAGUUGUAGUAAGCAUUAAGCAAGAAUGGUUCCGGCAAGGAACGGGUCAGCGAUACCAGUUGUGGGGUUCUUGAUAUGUGCAGCUUUCAUCUACCUCUCAAUUAGGGACUUGUGGCUGAAUCACAAGUGGAGAGCCGAGAUAGGGUUUGUGAAGCGGAACGGAACUCAGUUCGUGGUGGAAGGCAAGGCUCUGUAUGUGAAUGGAUGGAACUCGUAUUGGUUCAUGGACCAUGCUGUGAAUGAACACAGUAGGUACCUUGUGAGUGAAAUGCUCCAAACUGGAGCCAAGAUGGGUCUCACUGUUUGUAGAACUUGGGCCUUUAAUGACGGUGGCUACAACGCUCUCCAGAUCUCUCCUGGCCGCUUCGAUGAGCGUGUCUUCAAGGCCUUGGAUCAUGUGAUUGCAGAGGCGAGGAAGCAUGAUGUGAGAUUGCUUCUUUGCUUAGUGAACAACUUGCAAGCGUACGGAGGGAAGUCACAGUAUGUGCAAUGGGCAUGGCAAGAAGGUGUUGGUCUCAGCUCCUCUAAUGAUUCCUUCUUCUUUGACCCAUCUAUCCGCAAAUACUUCAAGAACUAUCUCACGACUCUGCUCACCCGCAAGAAUUCAGUAACUGGAAUAGAGUACAGAAACGACCCAACGAUUUUCGCUUGGGAGUUGAUAAACGAGCCUAGAUGCAGCUCUGAUGUCUCUGGCGACACUCUCCAAGACUGGAUAGAUGAAAUGACGAGCUUCAUAAAAUCAAUUGACGACAAGCAUCUCCUCACAGUUGGCCUUGAAGGCUUCUACGGUCCCAAUAGCCCCAAAAGGCUGACAGUUAAUCCAGAACAGUGGCCUUCUGAGCUCGGAACAGACUUUGUUCGUAACUCAAACUCCUCAAACAUAGACUUCGCGUCUGUCCAUAUCUACCCUGAUCACUGGUUUCAUGAUCAAACCUUUGAAGAUAAGCUAAAGUUCGUGGUGAAAUGGAUGCAAUCUCACAUCGAAGACGGGAUGAAGGAACUCGAGAAGCCGGUCCUAUUCACAGAGUUUGGACUCUCGAACCUGAACAAAGACUACGAGCCAUCCCAGAGAGAACGUUUCUACAGAACAAUCUUCGAUGUGGUGUACAAAUCAGCAAAGAGAAGGAAGGCAGGAGCAGGGACACUGGUGUGGCAGCUGUUCAUGGAAGGCAUGGAAGGUUUCAACGACGAGUUUGGGAUUGUUCCACACGAACAAGACCCCGUGUAUAGGUUGAUGGUCGAACAGUCUUGCAGGUUGGGUCGCGUCUCAGGACGUCGUGAGGAACAUAAGCUGAGAAAACUCUGUGGACACAGACGUUGAAAGAGAAAGAAAAAGAGAGAGGGAGAGAAUCACAUGUACACAGAGUUGUUUUUUUUUUUAUGUAUACAGUGAGAUAUGAUUCUAGUUUUGAUCCAACUCUUAUAUCCAAAUAUUACUUGAGUGCA
Messenger RNA from Raphanus sativus (radish), 1724 nucleotides. RefSeq names its product mannan endo-1,4-beta-mannosidase 5. The record is from RefSeq and is a predicted model, not a curated record. Bases 304 to 1599 code for a protein of 431 amino acids. The transcript is spliced from 5 exons. Gene Ontology annotation, molecular function: hydrolase activity, hydrolyzing O-glycosyl compounds. Lineage: Eukaryota; Viridiplantae; Streptophyta; Magnoliopsida; Brassicales; Brassicaceae.